UCUUUUAUCAAAAGCAUUGUAGUCCACACAGACUCAUCAAAAGCAAUAAAAGACGAUAUAAGAGAAAAAAAGUAAACUGUUUAAAAGAAGAGCGAGUUAAUUCAAACAAGAAAAUACAUAAACAAUAUCGGUUUUUCUUUCUUUUUUUAUCCCUUUUAUAUAUACAUUUUACAGAUGCCAUUAUUUAAAAUCAGAACAAAAAGUAGAGUUACAUCAGAUUUUGGUUUCUCACAACCAACUGUAGUAACGCCAGUGCAGAAUGCUUACAAUGCAUACAAUAGACUACAAAGUCCAAACCCAACGUUUGAAGAAAAAGACCCUGAAUUAAACUAUUAUAGUAGAGGAAACAUGCAGCGAGACAGAUUAUUAGUACCUAGCAAGAAGCCAUACGGCUUUAAAGCUCAAGGUAUUGAGAAACCUUCAAAAAUCCUACAUCUAGACCAGCCUUACCGUAAAUCUUCUUAUAACAAAUAUUGGUGUUGCUGUUGCUUUCCAUGCUUGCCUGCAUGGACUCGAACUAUCUGUUGUUUUUUGUUUCUUGUACUGUGUGGUGUAGCAUGUCUUUUGACUUUUUUUUUGCUAUCAUUCAGAACGCCUCAAAUACUUUUUGUUGGCCAAGACCCUAACGCAUCACUUAAAGAUAUACUUGAUUUGCAAUAUAGCAUUUUUAACUCGAAUUUCUUUGAAUUCAAUUUCGAUCAUGUCAAAACAGUCGCUUAUUAUCCUACAAUAAAUCGAACCACUGUCGGUACAGGAAAGCUGUCUAAUUUACACCUUGCACCGCAAACCGUGACAAACGUCACAUUUCCAAUGAGGAUUACCAGCACAAAGCUAAACAGCAAUGAUACAGAUAUCAAUAGCGAUGUGAUUAGAGAAUUAUUCUCAGUAUCUUGUCAAAAUGAACAAGAGAAAAAGAAUAUUGAAAUCGAUUUUGAUCUGAUGGCUACGCUUAACUUUCGUAGCUCACCCUUGAUUACAUUUGCUUUUACAGGACAAAAAACAACGAUUCCAUGUGAUAAGCUAAACUCUUUUAUAAAUUCUAGUCAAUAAUCAUAAAAAAUGUAUCACCUUUUUGAAAUCCUUCACACAAAUGUUAUUUAUAUAGUCUUUCUUAUCAAAGUUAACGUGAU
Messenger RNA from Gilbertella persicaria, 1130 nucleotides. RefSeq lists its product as uncharacterized. The coding region runs from base 175 to 1050 and encodes 291 amino acids. The transcript is spliced from 5 exons. NCBI's taxonomy places the organism in Eukaryota, Fungi, Mucoromycota, Mucoromycetes, Mucorales, Choanephoraceae. The record is from RefSeq and is a predicted model, not a curated record.